AUGGCAAGAGCCUUGGCCGCCGUUUGGCCGCUCGUGAAGGGAUGCAUCACCGGCAGCGUGCUCGGCAUCACCGUCGCCGACUGGGUCGCCUCCGUCGUCACCAUGGACGGCGCCUCCAUGCACCCCACCUUCGACCCGCAGCAGGCCGAGCGCGCUCUGGUGGAGAAGCGCUGUCUCUACCGCUACGACUUCUCCCGCGGCGACGUCGUCGUGUUCAGGUCGCCGAGGGACCAUCGUGAGCUGAUGGUGAAGAGGCUGAUUGCGCUGCCUGGGGAUUGGAUCCAGAUCCCGGAGAAGCAGGAGAUCCGGCAGAUCCCGGAGGGCCAUUGCUGGGUUGAAGGGGACAAUGCCGCCCUCAGCUUUGACUCGAGAUCCUAUGGCCCUGUUCCUAUGGGUCUGUUGCGCGGCAGGGUCACACACAUAAUCUGGCCACCCCAAAGAAUUGGCCGAGUUGACAGAAAAAUGCCCGAAGGAAGGAUUAUGCCACUGUGA
This is a messenger RNA of Miscanthus lutarioriparius, 492 nucleotides long. The record is from the annotation of a GenBank genome assembly. NCBI's taxonomy places the organism in Eukaryota, Viridiplantae, Streptophyta, Magnoliopsida, Poales, Poaceae.